CGUGGUGCGUGAUGCGUGAUGCGGCGGGCGCCCUCCUCCACCAGGCCGCUCGCUCUCUGAUUCACGAGUCCAGUCCACCAUCGCGAUCCCGGUGAACCCACCAAUGAAUCCAUAAACCCAUGAUCCAUGAUCAAGAGCAGCCGCCCAAACCACAGGCCCCUGCCCUGUCUGUCUUCUCUUCUCCUCGCCCUCGUCUUCGCGGGUCUCGACUUGUCCGUGAUGGGAACAUGACAGGUCUUCUUCCACCCUGUCCUCGCGCUUCCUCGACUUCCCUACUCCCCCCCCCCCACAACAAGGCUGGGCUGAUACCCACCUUUCUCCAACAAACGCCGGGACCAGCGUCGAGUGACGACAGGAAAGCUCCGCCAACUCCACGGGGUGUCCGCAAAACCCAGCAAAAGCAAAGGAGCCCCUGCCUACCAUCGUACGACUUCUGUACAGCCAGGAAUCUCCUCGCUCGCGACGGCUUGGGGACAGCCACGAGGAAUCAUCGGCUUGUGGAGAAGGAGAAGUUUUUUUUUCUUUGUCCUCAAUCUCUGCUUCGAUGCCUGCAGGUCCAGUUUGACCAGGGGGGUCGGAACCAUGGAUGCCAUCGAGGAUAAAACAUCUGGGGAGGACGCUCAAUGUGUCGAUUCUGCUUCUGUAUCCUGUCCGAGUCGAGUCCUUCUUUAUAAACCACCUCCCCCUCCCUUGUUCUCAUCAUCAUACUCUCUUGGUGUAUUACUCGGCCGGCCGUCAUUAAU
This is a messenger RNA of Ilyonectria robusta, 743 nucleotides long. RefSeq lists its product as uncharacterized. The coding region runs from base 120 to 602 and encodes 160 amino acids. The record is from RefSeq and is a predicted model, not a curated record. NCBI's taxonomy places the organism in Eukaryota, Fungi, Ascomycota, Sordariomycetes, Hypocreales, Nectriaceae. The transcript has a single exon.